AGGCUGGGCAGGUCGGGGUGUUUGUCCCUUGUACUCGGGUGCUUCGCUUCCUGCUCACGCUUUGGCAUCCUGUGUGGGUGGAGCUGCCACGUAUCUCCCGGUGUCCCUGUGGGGCCUGGGGACACGCUCGCCAGUGGGGCUGGUUCCCAUGGGCCCUGGGAGCUGGACCAGGCGCGGUGGCUGCUUUGGAGGCAGCAAGGGUUGGCCUCACUGCCAGAGAGGACCCUCCUUCCUGCCGGGGCUGUGCAGGGACAUUGCUCAGCAGGGCACCUCAGCACAGGUCUCGGGGCUUGGCGUGGCCUCAGCUCCCUGCCUGUGCUGCGUCGGACCUGGGGCAGGUGGAGGUGCUGAGCAGGCCAUGUGCAUCUGCCAACACGCCAGGGCUUGCCCUGGUCCGGAACUGCAGAGCAGGGGUGAGAAGGGGUUCUCCUCGCCCGCAGUCUGAUGCCCGUCCCGCCCUGCGAUGAGUCUAUGAGCCCCCUCCGGAUCAGCGUUGGUGGUCUGCCUGUCCUCGCGUCCAUGACCAAGGGUGCUGACCCCCGCUUCCGACUCCGCUGGAAGGCCAUCGUGCUGUCGUCAGCCUGCGUGGGGUUUGUGCUGCUGCUCUUCUGCCUGCAUCGGUCCUCCCCGGCACGGCAUGGUCCGCCCAAUCCUCACAACUGGCAGCUCAGCCUGCAGGCAGGUGACCGCUACAAUGACACCUACCCGCUGUCCCCACCCCAGAGGAACCCUGAGGGUGUGCGCUACCGCAUCGGAGUCAUUGCGGAUCUGGACACACAGUCCCGGGGCUCUGAGGAGCACACGUGGUUCAGUUACCUGAAGAAGGGCUACCUGGUGCUGUCAGACAGCGGGGACAGCGUGACAGUGGAGUGGGACAAAGAUGAGAGCAUGCUGCAGUCCCACCUGGCUGAGAAGGGCAGGGGCAUGGAGCUCUCCGAACUGGUUGUCUUCAACGGGAAGCUGUACGCCGUGGAUGACCGGACAGGAGUGAUUUAUCAGAUUGAGGGCAACAAGGUGGUGCCCUGGGUGAUCCUCCCAGAUGGGGAUGGCACAGUGGGGAAAGGCUUCAAGGCAGAGUGGCUGGCAGUGAAGGACGAGCACCUCUACGUGGGGGGACUGGGCAAGGAGUGGACCACGACGACAGGGGAGGUGGUGAACGAGAACCCAGAGUGGGUGAAGGUCGUUGGCUACAAGGGCGACGUGGGCCAUGAAAACUGGGUGGCGAACUACAACGCGCUGAGGGCUGCAGCGGGCAUCCAACCCCCAGGUUACCUGAUCCAUGAGUCGGUGUCCUGGAGCGACACGCUGCAGCGCUGGUUCUUCCUGCCACGCCGCGCCAGCCACGAGCGCUACAAUGAGAAGGCGGACGAGCGGCGCGGCACCAACCUGCUGCUGAGCUCCACGCAGGACUUCGGGGACGUGACGGUGGGACGCGUGGGGGACGUGGUCCCCACUCACGGCUUCUCCUCCUUCAAGUUCAUCCCAGACACGGAUGACCAGAUCAUCGUGGCGCUGAAAUCGGAGGAGGACAAUGGCAAGAUCGCCAGCUACAUCAUGGCCUUCACGCUGGACGGGCGCUUCCUCCUGCCUGAGACCAGGAUCGGGAGCGUGAAAUACGAGGGCAUUGAGUUUAUUUAACGACUGAUUCACUGGACUGGAGGGGCGCGGGGCCAGUGCCAGCCGGGGCAGCCCUGGGCUUAGCAGAGGGACGCCAGGCUCUGCUCCCAGCUCUGUCCUCGGCCUUGGUGCCUCCUGUAAAGCGUUGCUCUGCUGCAGCAGGCGUGGUGCGAGUGUUUCGGCAGUGGCACCUGGUGGCAAGGGACUGCCACCACAGGUUGCUGCGAGCUUCAGCCCAGCAGACACGGCCAUGGCCCCAUGUGUUGGAUCCCCAGUCAGGCCAUUAGUGCCAGCCCCUAAUUGUGACAGAAGCCCUCUGUGGCUCUGGUGGCAUCCAAGCGCUGGGUUUGCAGUGAAGGAGAAGGUUGAGCCCCAGCUCUGCU
This is a messenger RNA of Pezoporus occidentalis (night parrot), 2000 nucleotides long. It is a transcript of the gene CANT1, whose product is annotated as calcium activated nucleotidase 1. Gene Ontology annotation, molecular function: calcium ion binding; UDP phosphatase activity; GDP phosphatase activity. The record is from RefSeq and is a predicted model, not a curated record. Gene Ontology annotation, biological process: proteoglycan biosynthetic process. Lineage: Eukaryota; Metazoa; Chordata; Aves; Psittaciformes; Psittacidae. The transcript is spliced from 4 exons. The coding region runs from base 445 to 1638 and encodes 397 amino acids.